AUGGGCACCAGGGGUCUCCUCGGCUUUCUCAUCAAUGGCGAGCGCUACGGCUCGUACAACCACUGGGACAGCUACCCCGAAGGGCUGGGAGCUGAAAUCGUCAAGUUCAUCCUCUCGCUAGAUGAGGAGCAGAUUAAAACCAUGGCUGAACGUGUCGAAGCCCUCGAGUGGGUCAGCGUCAAGGACUACGGCGAGUACAACCUCCAGAUGACCGAACCCCUCCCUCUCAUCCUGGCGGGCACCGUUACAAGCAUGCCUGACAAAAGCGACUUUAUCCACGACUGGCUCUGUUGCGAGUGGGCAUACUACAUUGAGGACUUCAAACAAAGGGUCAUGGAGGUCUGGUCGGGUGCCCGCCAAGUCGGCGAGAUCAUCAGGUUUGCCGACAUGUCGCCAGGCUGUAUCGCGGGGUGGGUAGACGCUUUGAACGAAUGCAGAUCGCAAGCGGCGGCGCUCAACCGUGCGAUGCCCGCCACCGACAGCGACAAGGAGACAACUACGGAUGCUCAGUCGCAGAGUACGGCCAAUGGAACCAACAAGCAUGACGACUCUGAGGCCGACACGGAGGGCGACAAAGCUCCCAAGAACACCAAGGACGCAGAGGAUCCCAAGGCCAACGAGGUGGUCAUUCCCGACCAGAAGUUGUCUCGCACUGAGGCUGCUCACCAGCGGGACCUGCAAGCGAUCGCUGCCGCCACUGGUGGGAUUGGGAUUAGCGUUGUGGGGCCCGACGCCUUCGACAGGCUGAUCUUGGCCAUGGGCAAUGCCUCGCGCGCGACGUAG
Molecule: messenger RNA, 783 nt
Organism: Apiotrichum porosum
Lineage: Eukaryota; Fungi; Basidiomycota; Tremellomycetes; Trichosporonales; Trichosporonaceae
Exons: 4
Coding region: 1-783 (260 amino acids)
Source: RefSeq, a predicted model, not a curated record